Molecule: messenger RNA, 2013 nt
Organism: Sphaerodactylus townsendi
Lineage: Eukaryota; Metazoa; Chordata; Lepidosauria; Squamata; Sphaerodactylidae
Gene: FLAD1
Product: flavin adenine dinucleotide synthetase 1
Exons: 9
Coding region: 107-1741 (544 amino acids)
Biological process (GO): FAD biosynthetic process
Molecular function (GO): FMN adenylyltransferase activity
Source: RefSeq, a predicted model, not a curated record
AAAGCAGAAACGAAGAUCCUGUGGUGUGUACCCCAGGUUGGGAACCGCUGCUCUAGAAUAUGGCAUGAAAACCAGGAUUCCUGAAUGCCUUGGCAGGAGAUGAAGAAUGCUGUUGCCUAUUGUGGGUUUUAAUGAGCUGGCAGGCACCAAGAGCCCAACACUGAUGCUCCGGACCCUUGGCGUGUUCAGGAGUAUUCUGUGUGUGCAACGGCGAAGCAGGCACCUCCGAGCCAUGGCGGCACCAAGCAACAACGUUGGUUCCGGGUCCGGGGCGUCUUCCUCGGAUAGAACCGUGACAGCUGGAAUCAUUGUUAUUGGGGAUGAGAUCCUGAAGGGAUACAUCCAAGACACAAACUCCUUCUUCAUGUGCAAGAGGCUUCGCUCGCUAGGCGUCAAGGUGGACAAGAUCUCCGUGGUCCCCGACGAGGUGGAGGCCAUCGCCGCCGAGAUCUCGUCCUUUUCCAGCAGGUACACCUACGUUCUGACAUCGGGCGGGAUUGGCCCCACCCACGACGAUGUCACUUUUGAGGCCGUGGCUCAGGCCUUCGGGGAAAAGGUCUUCCCCCACCCGGAGAUGGUGGACCUAGUCAAGAAGUUCUUCACCAAGACGGACUCCGCGUGUCCCGAGAUGAAGCUGGCCCGCGUUCCCGAAUCCUCGCUCCUCAACUACGGCAUCGACAAGAAAACAGGCCACGCCUUCAAGUACCCCCUCAUCAGCGUCCGUAAUGUCUACAUAUUCCCGGGCAUCCCGUUGCUGAUGGAGCGGGCCUUUGAGGGUCUCAGCCAUCUCUUUCACAACAAGCAGACGCACUUCCAUUCCCGAGAGAUCUAUGUGGAUGCGGACGAGACCCGAAUCGCCCCCAUACUUAACCGGGCCAACAGCCUCUUCAAACGUGACACGAACUUGGGCUCCUACCCAGAUUGGGUCAGCAACUACUUCCGGGUCAAACUCACCUUGGACUCGGAGUCAGAGAGUCAUGUCGAAGAGGCCUUCACUUUCCUGAUGGAGAACCUGCCCCAGGGCACUGUGGUGCCUUUCGUAGCCAACCCCGUCCCCCGGGCAGCCACUGAUGUGUACAUGCUUGCUGAGUCAGGUUGUCCUCUAGGCCAGAAGGUGGCAGCAGCAGUACAGAUCAUCGAAGAAGCUCUGGAACAGUACCCCCUGUCGAAACUUUGCGUCGGGUUCAACGGCGGAAAGGACUGCACAGCACUGUUGCAUCUCUUCCACGCCGCUGUACAAAGGCGAUACCCAGAAAGAACGGAGAAGCUGCAGGCGUUGCAUAUAUGCACUGUCUCCCCGUUUCCUGAGAUGGAGCAGUUCAUCGGACUCACGGCUGAACGGUAUAACCUCCACAUCUGCGAGGUCCACGGGAACAUAAAGCAGGCCCUGGCUGACCUCAAGCUGCAGCAGCCGGAGCUGGACGCUGUGCUGAUGGGAACUCGGCGGACGGACCCGUAUUCCUGCACUUUGAUGCCCUUCCACGUUACCGACCCCGACUGGCCCCAGUACAUGCGGGUCAACCCUCUCCUGGAUUGGACGUACCGGGAUAUCUGGAAGUUCUUACGCAGCCUAAAUCUUCCAUACUGCAUCCUUUAUGAUAAAGGCUACACUUCACUUGGCAGUAUGAACAACACGCAGAAGAAUCCAGCCCUACGCUACGUGGAUGCCCGCGGGCGGGAAUGCUACCGGCCAGCCUACGAGCUAGAGAAUGAAGAAGACGAACGCACCUCCCGCCAUUGAAGCCUUUGGGGUUGCCUUAGUUGCCCAGGCAGCUCUGGGCUUGCUGGGAAGAGCUCACCAGGCCCAAAGCCUUCCUAGAGUAUGAUCAGGACCGGGCGCGGCCUGUUUGGCCUGAGGUGAAAUGCGUCAAUGCCCAUCCAUGUACACAUACUGGAAUGCCUUUCUGCAGCCUGUCCGGCUCCACCAGCAGCCUGUGGGGCUGCCCCACACGUUGACACUGAAUAGGAGAUUAUGCACACUGUACCCCUGUAAUAAAUGAGACCAGGACCCAA